AUGACGCUUUCUCGCCUCCUGCUCCGAGGCAACCCUAGCCAGGCGCUUCGAGCGGUGGCUGCGCCUGGCCUUGCGCGGAGUUUCCCCUACUACGCUCGCCACUAUUCAGCGGACGCCGGCAAGAAGGACGAGAAUGCGGGAAACGAGAAUAAGCAGGAGGAUAGCCCUCCUCCCUAUACUCACCAUGGCUCUGCGAUCAACUUCAACUGGGGUCGCGAAAAGAAGGAAAAGACAGGCCCGACUCUGUCGGUGGACAACUGGGAGGAACACCCUGACGCCAAGAUUGAGGACUUUGAGGAGCUUCCCUACAAGGGCUUCGGCAUCAACCAGCACAUGGAGGUCAACGCCGAGUUCAAAAAGGUCCUGACCGAGGUUGUCCGGGAAUUCCGCGCUCCCAUCAUGUACGCCAUGGCAUACGGCUCCGGCGUCUUUCCUCAGUCCAAGGUCAGCCGAUCUGUGUCGGACGAGGAUUUUCGCGCUGUCCACCCCAAGCCGUCCCCUUCAUUGAUAGAGGUUCAAAAGGGUGGCCCCAAGAUGAUUGACUUCAUCUUUGGCGUCACUCACACGCAGCACUGGCACUCGCUGAACAUCAGACAGCACCGUGACCACUACUCUGGCCUGGCCAGCUUCGGUUCGGGCCUCGUCUCUACUACCCAGGAUCGCUGGGGCGCAGGUGUCUACUUCAACCCCUAUGUCACCAAGAAGGGCAUGCUCAUCAAAUACGGCGUCACGUCCAUCGACAACCUCUGCACCGACCUCUCCACCUGGAACAACCUGUACCUCGCGGGAAGACUUCACAAGCCGGUUAAGAUCCUGCGUGAUCACCCCAGAGUUCGCCUUGCAAACCAGGUCAACCUGAUUUCGGCGGUCCGCACUGCUCUCCUGCUUCUGCCCCCCAAGUUCACCGAGAAAGAGCUCUUCUCUACCAUUGCCGGCAUUUCGUACCUUGGCGACCCGCGCAUGUCUCUUCCUACCGAGAACAAGAGCAAGAUCUCCAACAUUGUGGACAACAACAUGGUCUCCUUCCGCAAGCUAUACGGUCCACUGCUCAACACUCUUCCCAACGUCGACUUUGCAGAGGGAGCCGACCAGCAGAGCAAGCACGCCGCCGACGCCGAGUACGACGGUGCCAUGUACCAGGAUAUGGACCCCAUUAAGCGUGGUAACAUGGUCCGCCGCCUGCCCCAGGCAUUCCGCUCGCGUCUCUACUUCCAGUACCAGAAGAAGUUCAUGGUUCCGACUGCUGACUUCAAGGCCAUGAUGGACGCCUCAAAGGAUGAGGACGCCGUGAGCUUUAAGCGCCGCGAGGGCGGUGGCUUUGAGCAGCGCAUCGUCCAGGACAAGCCCGAGGAGUUGCAAAGUUCCAUUCGCAAGGUCAUUCGCCAGACUGUCAACUGGCCUGCGACCGCCCAGUCGAUCAAGGGCUUCUUCACCGCAGGCGUCGGCCGCUCCGUUCGGUACAUGUCCGAGAAGAUGACAAAGUACAACGAAGGCAAGACAAAGGCCAAGGCCAAGGCUGAUGAAGACAAGAAGCAGCCCGCCGAGGACGCGGAGAAGCCCAAGAAGGAGGAGUGA
Messenger RNA from Colletotrichum phormii, 1575 nucleotides. RefSeq names its product mitochondrial matrix Mmp37-domain-containing protein. Bases 1 to 1575 code for a protein of 524 amino acids. Gene Ontology annotation, biological process: CDP-diacylglycerol biosynthetic process; cardiolipin biosynthetic process. The record is from RefSeq and is a predicted model, not a curated record. Gene Ontology annotation, molecular function: phosphatidate cytidylyltransferase activity. NCBI's taxonomy places the organism in Eukaryota, Fungi, Ascomycota, Sordariomycetes, Glomerellales, Glomerellaceae. Gene Ontology annotation, cellular component: mitochondrion. The transcript has 2 exons.